Messenger RNA from Hymenoscyphus albidus, 909 nucleotides. NCBI's taxonomy places the organism in Eukaryota, Fungi, Ascomycota, Leotiomycetes, Helotiales, Helotiaceae. The record is from the annotation of a GenBank genome assembly.
CUUCAUUGAAGAACUGCACAUCCCAUCCUACCAAACCCGACACCAAGAACCUCCUCAUAUUUCGAGACAACCAUCCCCAAUCCGCAAUGUCCUCCCGACUCCCAACAUCUCGUCUCUCCACUGCACCCAGCAGCAACAAAGCCCGCCAACUGGUACCUCCCCCUCAUCCUCCCCUCAAUCACAAAACGAUUCUAACACAAACCACCCACAGUCACAUCUCCACGCUCAACUAGCGCAGUUGUCUGCCAAUCUCUCCGAUCUCGAGAACUUGCUGCGGAUGACCAGUGUACAAGCGGAAUCGGUGCGGGGCUUGGGGGCUUUCCAUGGGGGACUGUAAGUUGCUAUCUUCCUGCGCCAAUCUUGCUGCGCUGGCGCAAAGUUUAGGAUCAUAGAAGGAGGUGAUUGGAGAGGGCGUUUAAUGAAUCUGGGCUGAUGAUAGUGAUAUAGAUUUAUGGCUGCUAGUAAAGUUCUUGGGGAGGAGACGAUUGCGGGGAGUAGUCAGCAGGCGCAGGCGCAAUCGCAACAGCAGCAGAGGAGGGGAGAUGAUAGUGAUUAAGGCUGGCUUUUAGUAUGAGGCAUCAUGACGUUAUGAUGUUAUGAUAUGGAAGUCGGACCGUGCAUUUUUGAAUGACCGGCGGGAUAGGAGGACGAAAUGGAGAAUAGGAGAAUGGAUGGAUACACCCCGGGUCAGUGGUUGCGUGCUGCCAGAGCACGACAGAAGAGAAGCCUCAAGCCAAGGGCCGAAUAAGGGGACACUGGAAGUAUAAUCCGAAAGCGAGUAUUAAGGGGAUAUUUUGUCCACGGAUUAAGAUUUAAGUACUCUAUGGGAUUGGGGAGUCCCGGGGGGUUUUCAGAUACUAGGUAAUUCCCCUGAAGACAAUAUGAUUGAGGCAUAUGUGAACAACCAAU